GUUUUCAUUGAGUUUUCAUUGAGUGAUGCAUUGACUGAACGAUAAUUUCAAUCAUUCAUUGCUUUACGUAUUAAUCAGUCAUUUGUGAAACAUAUCCGAUGUUGUGAUCCAUUGAUUGCCAUUUAUAGUCAUUUAUUGGUCAUAUAGUUGUCAAUCGUGUCAUUCGUUUGACCCAUAGUUCCCCCAAAUUGUGUCUUUGGAUGUGAUCUCCAAAGUCUAGUCUCAAGACAUCCACACAUCGAGUGAUACACCGGAAGACAAUAGUGUCGGAAGACAUGGCUAACGACCAGUCAUUCAGCUAUCGAUUGGUGAAGAUAUCGCUCAUUAUACUGAACGCAUUGGUUAUAAUCGGGUUCACUCUCAGUCUUCUGCUUAUUGGCCAUCAUUUGGAUCCACCGCUCGUUAUAUUUGUCUUAAUUAUCGGUAUUUAUUACCAUUACUUCACUCACGAGUCGCAC
Molecule: messenger RNA, 458 nt
Organism: Oppiella nova
Lineage: Eukaryota; Metazoa; Arthropoda; Arachnida; Sarcoptiformes; Oppiidae
Source: the annotation of a GenBank genome assembly